AUGGACACGCUGAAGAAGGCGGAGAAGGAGAAGGCAGCCAAGAUGCUCCUGGCGACGCGGGCGCAGGCGAAGCUGAUGGUCCCGCACCAGAGGCUGGAAAAAGCCAUUGAACCCGACGGCUUCGGCAAGCUCCCCGAUGCCAUCAAGAAGAACGCGGCCGACAAGUUGCAGACGUUGUCGGCCAUUUUAAGGGCGAGCUCGAAGAUUGCCUCCAGGCGCUGGGGCCCCUCCAAGUUCACUUGGACGGCGACCGAAGUGAACGACAUCGCCAACACGGCGAAUGCACAGGGUGUGCUCGUGAGCACGAUGUGCAAGGGCAUCCAGACCAUGAAGUAUGCAUGGUCUGGACGUCAUCGGCGCGGCCUUAGCGCAGCCACGCAUCGCCAGGAGGUCGCUGCAGGUAGCGGCGCUGUCGGCCACGUGGUGCCUUAG
Prorocentrum cordatum is the source of this 432-nucleotide messenger RNA. NCBI's taxonomy places the organism in Eukaryota, Dinophyceae, Prorocentrales, Prorocentraceae. The record is from the annotation of a GenBank genome assembly.